GGGCCUAGCGCGGCCGGAGCCCGCCCGGCCCGGGCCUGCAGCCAUGCAGCCGUGGCGGCGCACGCUGGCGGCGGCAGGGCCCUUCCUCCGGACCGCCGCCGCCCCCCGCCCUGCGCCCGCCCGCGAGACGCGCGGCGCGGCGGGCGAGCGGGGCCGCGGCGGCGCCGCGCUGGCGGCGGGGCCCGACCUGCGGCACUUCCUCGCGGGGGCCGCGCCGCCGCCCGGCGGGCCCCAGCCGCUGCCCGAGCCGGGGCCGUGCGUGGCGGCCGGCCCUGCCCCCGCGCCCAGGAAAGUGUACCUGGAGACCUACGGCUGCCAAAUGAAUGUCAACGACACGGAGAUUGCGUGGGCCAUCCUGCAGAAGAGUGGCUACACGAGGACGAAGGCGCUCGACAAGGCAGAUGUGAUUCUCCUCGUUACCUGUUCAGUGAGGGAGAAAGCAGAACAGGCUAUCUGGAAUCGCCUGCAGCACCUCAAGGCUCUGAAAGCCAGGAGGCUUCAGACUCGCUUACCUCUCCACAUUGGGAUUCUAGGAUGCAUGGCUGAGAGGCUUAAGGAGAAGAUUCUGCACAGGGAGAAGCUAGUGGAUAUUGUGGCAGGCCCUGAUGCAUAUCGUGACCUCCCUAGGCUGCUGGCAGUGGCUGAAUCUGGCCAGCAAGCUGCUAACGUCCUGCUAUCACUAGAAGAGACUUACGCAGAUAUUUUGCCUGUCCAGACUAGUGCAGGUGGCAAAACAGCAUUUGUAUCCAUCAUGCGGGGCUGUGACAACAUGUGUAGCUACUGCAUUGUACCCUUCACCCGUGGCCGUGAAAGGAGCCGGCCCAUUGCCUCUAUUCUGCAGGAAGUGAAGAUGCUCUCCGAUCAGGGUGUAAAAGAAGUGACCCUUUUGGGUCAAAAUGUCAACAGCUUUCGAGAUAUGUCUGAGGUCCAGUUCCAAUCGGCUGAUACCCCAGUCCUCAGCCGUGGCUUUAGCACGGUCUACAAAGCUAAACCAGGCGGCUUGCGCUUUGCACAUCUCCUAGACCAGGUCUCCAGAAUUGACCCAGAAAUGAGGAUCCGUUUCACCUCUCCACACCCCAAGGAUUUUCCGGAUGAGGUUCUCCAGCUUAUCCAGGAGCGACACAACAUCUGCAAACAGCUUCACCUCCCAGCCCAGAGUGGAAGCACACGAGUCCUGGAGGCCAUGAGGCGGGGAUACACGAGAGAAGCGUAUUUAGAGCUGGUACACCAUGUGCGUGACUCCAUUCCAGGAGUGAGCUUGAGCAGCGAUUUUAUUGCUGGGUUCUGUGGGGAGACAGAAGAAGAUCAUCAGCAGACUGUGUCCUUGCUACAGGAAGUCCGCUACAAUGUAGGCUUCCUGUUUGCUUACAGCAUGAGGCAGAAAACCCGGGCAUAUCACCGGCUGCAAGAUGAUGUGCCUGCGGACGUAAAGCGGAGGCGGCUGGAGGAGCUCAUUACUGUCUUUAGAGAGGAGGCUGCAAGGACCAACAAAGCCAUGGUGGGCCACUCUCAACUAGUGCUGGUGGAGGGGCCCAGCAAGCGCUCUGCCUUGGAGCUGUGUGGGAGGAACGAUGGCAACAUCAAGGUGAUCUUCCCUGAUGCCGAGAUAGAGGAUGCUGCAGACUGCAAAGCUCUGGUCAGGGCCCAGCCGGGGGACUACGUGUGGGUGAAGGUAACCUCUGCCAGCUCUCAGACCUUGAAGGGAGUUCCGCUUUGCCGUACUACCCUCUCCCACUCUGCAGCUUGUUGUUGAAGUAUCCCUGCUGCCAGUGGUCAAAAGCAGCAGAUUUCCACAGGAAGAAACAAGGAAGUUUGGUCAGAUGGAGAUGGGGGCAGAAGCAGGGUUUUUUUUUCCCCUUUUGGCAACAACCUUCUCCCAAAGAUCUGUGCAAGUUUGUAGGCAAGAGGGAUAGAAGCUGUGCAUGGACUUGCCAAACCCAACUACUACAUGAUCCUGUAUUUUCACUGGCUCUCUGAACCCCCUCCCGCCCCUUGCAGGUCCAUCUCUGUCUUUGAUCAUGUUCUUGGUUUCAUCACAGCCUGAGAAACUGAUGUCUGCAGAGCAGGUGCUUCCUACUAAUUCAGCUGAAUUUUGGAGCUGCAAAAACCUGCAGCACCUAGAAAAUACAGCUCCAGUUACUGCUGGAGAGGGACAGCACAAGGGGACAAACUGGAAGGGAGAAGUGGUUGGUACCAGUUUAAAUAGCUAGUAACAUCUGGAAGUUCCUCUUAUAACUGUUUUUCAGAACUUAUAGUUAACCCUGGCCGUGUUGUCAUAGUCCAUAUUUGUCUCCUAAAUUCAGACAAAUAGCUAUAACUUGUACUUGCAGCUAAACUCUCUUGCGAGAUGUGAGACAGAAUCAUACCUUUUAAUAUAGAUAAUCUUGUUAUUGAAGGAAAAGAUUGUAAAGGCUCUAUCCAGUGAGAAAUAUUGAAGAAGCUGAUCAAGUCUUUGUAAAGUAGUUCUGGCAUAAAUUUUGUAGGAUUUUUAAAUUAAUAAGAAAAGGUUUUGCUAUAGUCUUUUCUCCCCCUCCACUGAAUCUAAGAUACAAUUGUAUCUCUGAAAACAGCAUGGUUCACUGAGUAUUUAUUAGACCUUAACUUAAGAAACAAACACAUUUUGCUGAUUAUCCUAAAGCUAAUUCUCUACUUGUAGAGGUGAAUCCUCUAACUGCACAGUCAGCACUAAUUAGUGUGGGGUUUGAGGUAUUAAGAAAUACAGUUCUAUUCAGCCAUCCUGCCUCCAGAGAGAAUAGUGUCCUAGGCCCAAAUUCAUGAAUCAGUUCACAGGCUCCUGCUAUCCAGUGAGUGAAAGCCUUUGACAAGAAGAUUUUAAGGAAACGAGAGGGGCUAUGUGAUUUGAAAUACCAGUGGAAGAAGCAGAAUGUAAGCAUCAUUACUCAAAAGUGACAGGUACCAAUGCCAACGUGUGCUUGCUAAUAAAAAUAACUGGGUUAAUUACCCUGCA
Messenger RNA from Rhea pennata, 2968 nucleotides. RefSeq names its product CDK5 regulatory subunit associated protein 1 (gene CDK5RAP1). The transcript is spliced from 13 exons. Gene Ontology annotation, biological process: tRNA modification; negative regulation of cyclin-dependent protein serine/threonine kinase activity. Lineage: Eukaryota; Metazoa; Chordata; Aves; Rheiformes; Rheidae. Gene Ontology annotation, molecular function: 4 iron, 4 sulfur cluster binding; methylthiotransferase activity. Gene Ontology annotation, cellular component: mitochondrion. The record is from RefSeq and is a predicted model, not a curated record. The coding region runs from base 44 to 1753 and encodes 569 amino acids.